ACCCUCUAGCGGUACAAAGUUGUUUUCUGUAUGUUUAAUGCAGUUGCGGUGUGGUACGGGAAAGUAACGGUUUUGUUUUGGUGUUAAUUUUGUGACCCUCAGCAACGAUCUUUCUGUUACAGGUAGUUGCCUACGUUGUCUGGGAAAGGAACAGUAAUGCUAACUUUUACUUAAUAAAAAUAAUUCUGGAACGAAAAUAUAUGGAACAGAUUUAUUCCUGUGGCAACACUGAGUGCAAAUCAACCCGCGAUAGUGAUAGCUUGCAAUUUUUACUUAAAGGGAUCUGCAAAUUCGCAUGGAGAAUUUGAAGGAAUAGUUUGGAGGCAAGUUACAUAGCAGUCAUAGGGUUGAAAACUAUGAAAAAAACGUGUUUUUAUUCGGAAAGAUUGCCAGCAAGCUAAGUGGCUAAGUUAGUGCUAGAUGGCGUUGAAGACCCAGGAUUUGACCAAGGCUGAAGUGGUUAUCUUUUUUAACUUAUCAUGGAAGGAUGAACUCUAUCAAAUUCUAUCAUGGCCUCAUUAAAAGCUUUACAAGAAUGGUGUCGCACAUCAUGCGAAAACUACCGCAAUGUGGAGAUCAGGAAUUUAUCUACUUCAUUCAGAGAUGGACUUGCCUUUUGUGCCAUAAUCCACAAAUACCGACCGGAUUUAAUAGACUUCAACUCCCUCUCCAAGGAUAAUGUUUAUGAAAAUAACCACCUGGCAUUUGAGGUUGCAGAGUCAAAGCUUGGCAUCCCGGCACUGCUGGAUGCUACUGACAUGGUUUCCACGGAGGUGCCCGACCGGCUAAGCAUCAUUACCUACCUAUCCCAUUACUACUACUACUUCAACAAGAAGUCUCAUGAUUUUCAAGCCAGUUUGAAGACAUCAUCUGCUGCAGAGAGUUUUUGUCACUCUAAUCCACAACCUGAUUGUCCUGGAGGUUUGAAGCCAUCCAAGUCUAGGACAGGGGAACGAUCCAAAAAAGGCAGUGCAUGUAGUGUUUGUGCCUCCUGCUCAAAGCAUGUCCACCUGGUGCAGAGACAUCUUGCAGAGGGAAACUCUACCACCACAGCUGCCUUCAGAUGCAGUGUGUGCAGCAGCACUCUCUUACCAGGGUCUUACAAAGAGGGGACUGACGCUGGUUCUUUGGUCUGCAUCCAGCACUUGACAGCCAGUCAAAAUGUUUUCCCUGACUACGGUAAACAAACUGAAUCCACGGGAAACCACAAUGUCUCUCACGUUACUGGGAAAAUGGACUCAGGUGAGACAGUUGUUUGUGGAAGGAGACAGACAGACACAGAAGGAGAUGAGAGAAAGACAAGCCACAACACACUCAAGAAGCCCAGGCCACCUGAUCCUCCACAGCCCACUGCAGAAGAGAGUCCAGAUCCUGGUGGGCUCACGCUAACACCAGGAAGAGACUUGGCCUCUGGAAGCCCUGUGUGGCCAGUAGCUGCCCCCAGACGAGUGUUUGACUCCACCCCUCCUCGUCCUGCACCCAGGACUUGUCCACCUAAAGCCGCGGAGAGUCCAUCUGUUUUGGGUAAUCAAGUUGAUUGUAAAACCAAACCUAGUACUUUUCAAGGUGGGCCCUGUAAAACCAAAACCCCACCUUGGCUGGAACUUGUCCAGCCAGGGCCUUGGCCGAAGCUACCCCCUGCCCCACCUCCUAGAAUGCCAAAGCCCCCACGUUCAGGUUCUGUCCCCUCCCUCAGAGGGAGCUGGUACAGGUCAAAAGCACCCCCUCCGAAUCCCUUUGGGGAGUUGGAGGAUAAAGAUGAGGUCACUGCUGAUGACGACACUUCAUGCCCAGAACAGCCAAUGGCAACCAGCCAGACGUGGUGUGGUACCAGUCAGUUAGCUGAAGCUGCCGGCUCACAUUGUCAAGCUAAUUCAGAGGCUGUAUCCAGAGCUGACAAAUCUAAUCUUGAUGGAGAGGAUGACGUUGUAAUUGUGCCGGAAAGUACUGAUGCACCUAAGGUAGACAGUUUGGCUAAAACAGGAUGUGCACAUCUUGUAUCCAUUCUAGCUGCAGAAACCAGCUCAACUGGUAUAUCUGAGUCAGCUGAUAUUGAUGGAGUAGCUUAUAUGCCUGAAGCAGUUGGCGUUCUUGAUGCAUGUCAUUUUGCAGACACUGGAGGAUCAACCAACAAAGCAGCUAGUUCUCCUGUUUUGUCUAAUUUGACUGAAGCUGAAACAACAACUGUGUCUCACUUAGCUUACGGCGGUCCACAUGAAGCAACCAGGUCACUGGGUGUGUCUGACCCAGCUGGAUCUGGUGGCCUAAGGACAUUAGUUGGGGCGAUUAGUUUGUCCACCACAUGUAAUUUAUCUGAACAGGCUAGUUCAUAUGGUGUUUCUGAAGAUUCUGACAGUUCACUUAAUCUAUCUAGUUUAGCCAGAGAGGACGGCACAGGCAGUGUAACUGGAGAGCCAAGUGUGCUUCGUAAAUCAGAUAUAGCCCACAGCCUCACGUUGCUCAAGAGUGUGUCCGUGCCAGAAAUCUCCAAUAGUCUCAGUUUCCCCUGCGCUAAAAGCAACUCCCCACCUACAUGGUCAACCAAUUGUGCGGGAGCCAGUUCCUCCUUACAAAGACCCCCGUCACUUCCUGGUGUGCCUGAAAGGAGUGUCCCUGGCCAGGCACCCAUCAUCUCUCGCAGUAAGCAGGUGUGCAAGGAGAACCCUGUCAAUCAAAAGGUCUCCCUCACUGAGUAUUCAAAAUCCAAGCCCGCCCCCGGGCAUGGCUUCCCCCUCAUUAAGAGGAAGGUGCAGACCGACGCCUGUGUCCCUGGGGAGCAGCUGCAGGUGGAGAUGGAGGAGGUGAGAAAACGAAUGGACAGGCUGGAGCAAAGAGGAGUGCAGAUGGAGAACAACUUGAGAGACUUCCAGAAUGGCCUGCGUGUCUGUAAUUACCACGAGGAGGAGGACAUGUGGGCGGACUGGUUCACGCUGAUACACGAGAAACACAUGCUUGUGCGGAGGGACGCCGAGCUGGUAUACAUGGCCAAGCAACAACACUUAGAGGAGAGACAAGCAGACGUGGAAUAUGAACUGAGAUGUCUCCUCAAUAAACCAGAGUCUGAGUGGAGUGGUGUCGAUCGUAGUCGGGAGCAACAGCUGAUGGAGGAGCUCGUCACCAUCAUUGAACAGAGGAACCAGAUCGUCAACAGUUUGGAUCUGGACAGGCAGAGAGAAAAAGAAGAAGAUAUGCUGUUGGCAGACAUGCUUAAGAAGAAAGAUUUCCAUAAAGAGGCUGGGAAAGACCUGAAGACGUUAAGAGCAAAGUUCAAGCCCAUUAAGCUGCUGAAGAUGCUAAGUCAAAAAAACUUUAAGAGCAAAGACUCUCAGAAGAAGAGCUAAGUGAGAGACAAACUCACCUUCCCAUUAGGAAGGUAUAGAAAUAGGUCUGUUUAGAAGCAAAUGCAACUUAAGCCGAAGCCUUAUGCCUCGUAAUAUUGUGAGGAAUUAAUGAGGAUUACAGGUAGAUAUGGAGAAACUCUUAGACUGUGGAGUGGAGUAAAUUACAAUCAAAUAAGCCUAUCAUACAGUAUACAGAGAUAUUUUGUCCCAGGUGAGAAAAAAAAAUCCACAUCACACAUCAAAGUAUAGACAGCACUUUUUGCACACAAUACACUUGGUCCAGCAGUCAGCCAAGCCUCAGUGGGUAUACUGUAUUUGAAUGCAUUCAUUGUUAAACUUGAAAUGUAUGUU
Messenger RNA from Esox lucius (northern pike), 3692 nucleotides. Its product is annotated as MICAL-like protein 1. Lineage: Eukaryota; Metazoa; Chordata; Actinopteri; Esociformes; Esocidae. The transcript has 15 exons. Gene Ontology annotation, molecular function: protein binding. The record is from RefSeq and is a predicted model, not a curated record. The coding region runs from base 510 to 3341 and encodes 943 amino acids.